Solenopsis invicta (red fire ant) is the source of this 1978-nucleotide messenger RNA. RefSeq lists its product as uncharacterized. The record is from RefSeq and is a predicted model, not a curated record. The coding region runs from base 1334 to 1960 and encodes 208 amino acids. The transcript is spliced from 2 exons. Lineage: Eukaryota; Metazoa; Arthropoda; Insecta; Hymenoptera; Formicidae.
AUAAAUAAUCAUAAAAAAUUAAUGUAAAACAUAUUUUAUUCAUCGGUGGAAGUAGAUGGAACAGUACAUGUUGAAGGAUGAUAUUUAUCAUAAAAACAAGCGAAACAAUAAUUCGCACGACAAUGUGCGCAUCGUAUAAAACCUACAUUUUUACAAUCGCAUGACUUUUUUAAAAUGUCUAACGGAAAACAUACUUCGUUGACAUUCAUGAAAACUUCUCUCUCAUCUGUUAAUUUUGAUGCAAACCAUGCAUAUCGUAACAUGUUUUCAAAAAUAGGAGCAGACAGUUGGUGAUGUACAAUUGCAUGAAUUUUGAUGCAAUCUUCACGAGACGCUAUUUCACGUUUUUGUUCUAUUAAAAAUGAACAAUUUUGUAGGCGCUUGAUAAGAUUUUUAACUUGUCUGUAAAAGUACACAUCACACGGUUGACAUAGCGGUGUGCAUUUUGGAGGAAUAACUUUAAUUGUACAUGUUCCUACAUUGUUAUCAUCUUGAAAAAUGUCAUCAUAUAAUGCAGGAUUUGUUUGACCGCCCCACGAAUCUAUUAAUAAAAGAAAUUUCUCAUGUUUUACAUACGGUGAUAACACUUCUUUUAAAAACUGUGUAUACAGAUAUGUUGUAAGUUUUAUGUAUUAAUAAUAAUAUAUUAAUAAUAUGUUAAUAAUUACAUUUCCUUGUAAAAAAAAAAAAAUAUCGAGACUCGAACCAGCAACGUUGCCGUUACGAGUCUAGUACUUAACCGCUGAGCUACGCGCUCUUCGAUUUUAUGCUCUACACCAUGUGUUAAUAUAGCGCUUGGGGUUCUUUAAUCUCGAUAUUCUCGCGAACGCUUGAGAAGUGCGUCUUAUCCGUUUACCCUGAAACACUUGACAUAAUACUCUAUCGAUACACGGAGUUUCGACAAAAUCGAUUGGUAUCACGUUGUAGUCUCCCCUUGUGAGACUACAGCGAAGAUAAGAAUAGAUUGUUUUGCUGUUCCCUACAUGGUAGAUACAAUUAUCAUACAUUUAUAGACAUAUCAAAUUAUAAUAGUAACUGUGAUCAUGAUACAAUCUCAAAGCUUUAUACACGCAACCAUGUGAUUCAUGGCAAGCUUUCUGACAUAAUGAAACUUCAUCAGUGGACCUUCAUUAUGAUAAUCUGUACUAAAUACGAAGAAGUGUCGUAAAAAAUUUAUUUUAUUAAAUAUAUGGAGGGGAUUACAAAGUAGAAGAGGGGAUUAUAAAAUAAAGGAGGGGAUUAUAUAAUAAAAAGGAAGCAAGAAAAACUCUACCGCAUCAGUCGCUCAGUGAACAGUUGAAAACUUUCAGAAAAAAAUAUAUACGAGAAGAAGAUGGACUACUACGUGCCGCUUCAACAGGACGAAAUGUGUGAAAAAGUAACAUUGCCACGGUAUACGCCUCACAUUUUGGGGAGGAGAUUGGCAUUGACGUCCACAGCGUAUAAAUAUCUCGACAUUAGAAUCAGCGUAGGACCAACAUCGUUUGUGGAGAUACUUAUUGGUGACAAUCGAGGCAAUCAAAUAAUUCUGGCUCAUGCAACGUGGACAGCACUGUUCCAGAAACGUGCGGACAUUGAACGACUCGUGCAGUCGACUUCUCCUUCCUCAGCAUUAUCGAUUCAAGAUCUUAUUGUACAACUCAUUAAACUGCGUAAUGAAAAUAUUGUUAAAUUAACAUUACGCGAUACUUGCAUGUAUUUGAAACCAAAAACUGUACUUUUUCUGUUUGAGCUCGAACAAUGCGUCGAGCAUAUAUAUUACUCUUUAUAUCAAUAUACAUAUACAGUGAGCGAAAAAUAUAAACAUUUUGUAACCCUUUUACGCCAAAAUUAUGUUAAUAAUAAAUGCGAUGCGGCAAAACUCUUGCGAGAAAAAUAUGAUAAAACUUCGCUUUUAGAAUGUGAAAUGUUAGCUUACGCUUUAGAUAAUAUUGUACAUGAUGCAUUACAUGACAAAUAAAUAAGAAAAAAAUUGAAA